Colletotrichum truncatum is the source of this 1077-nucleotide messenger RNA. RefSeq lists its product as uncharacterized. NCBI's taxonomy places the organism in Eukaryota, Fungi, Ascomycota, Sordariomycetes, Glomerellales, Glomerellaceae. The record is from RefSeq and is a predicted model, not a curated record.
AUGCCCGAAUUUCCGACCGUCAACGGCACCGAAAUAUUUUCGCAGCCGCCUGUCGGCUAUGUUGUCGAUUUCAAUCAUCCUCAACAACACCUGGUGUUGGAACAUUACCUAGUGUUCAGCAUCGGUUGCCCUAUCGCUUUUAUCGCGUUGCUACAAAGAUUUUAUACCAAAAUUUGGUUAUCCAACGGAUUGAAGGUUGAUGAUGACUCGAUUACGGAAGGCGGGAUGUGCUCACAUGCUUGGGAUAUGCCGCUCACACGAUUUGAGUCUUACUUGCUGAUUACGUAUGUUGCGGGUCCGACAUUCGUUUUAUGCAAUGGUUUUAGCAAACUUUCGCUUCUAACGGUUUACCUUCAACUCUCGCCACAAAAGAAGUAUCGUGUCGCAGUCUGGAUGGGAAUAUUGUUUGUUGCCACCACUACGGCUGCAGUAUCCUUCACCAUGAUCAUUCGAUGCGCUCCAAUCAGGAAAGGAUUUGAUGUUCGCAUAGACUGGGGAACUUGUAUCGACGCCGACACACUUUACAUGUCCAACUCAGUCGCCAACAUCAUCACCGACAUCAUCCUAUUUGUUCUUCCAAUCCCAAUGAUAUGCAGCCUUCGCAUGGGUAUUGGGAAAAAGCUUGGGGCUCUGGCCAUGUUUGCCGUGGGCUCAAUGACUUGUGCAACCUCCGUAAUCAAAUUAAUACUCUUACCACGACUAUUAAGAAGCAGCGAUCCUUCAUGGGAUAGCGCCCCGGCAAACGUGUGGAGCUUUGUGGAGACAAAUCUGUUCAUCAUUUGCGGCUCCAUGCCGACGUUACGCAAGUUCGUCCAGCAUUUCACACCGAAAUCAGGAAGCGCGAGCUCCACCGAUUCCAAGAAACCGUACCUUAUACACAUAUCCGAUCCUAGUCAGCAAUCUGGACAGGUUACCAACCCAGAUCCAGAGAUGACGAGUUCACAGGAGAUGUACCAUGAGCAGCUUGUCAGCGGCUACAGGCUCCACCAAGGCUUGAUGGAUUUCAAAAGUUUGGCCAUGACAUCUGAGACCCCAGUAUCCUUAGAAGGGUACGCAUCCCCUCACAUUUGGGCUUAG